Molecule: messenger RNA, 1239 nt
Organism: Coccidioides posadasii C735 delta SOWgp
Lineage: Eukaryota; Fungi; Ascomycota; Eurotiomycetes; Onygenales; Onygenaceae
Source: RefSeq, a predicted model, not a curated record
AUGGAUAACAAGGUCGACGAUGACAAGAUUGGGCCUGGAGUGGAACUCUGCGAUCCCGUCCGCCUGAAGCUGCUAAAAGAGCUGCAGGACAUUGUGGGCCGAGUUCCUCAGAAGGCUCAGGCUUCUUUCCUCCUCUGCGAUCUUCAGUACCUGCAAGACUUGCGCAAAUCGUCUAUCAAUCCUGUUGUGUUGGAAGCUGUGCAGCGAUCGCUUUCCGACUCGAAAGUAGAUGAAAUCGUGGCACAAUGGUGUGAAUUAUCCCGUCCACAUUCCACCGCCUCUCCUGCCCGAUCCCUCUCGCUAUCACACGGUCAUCCGAAACCAUCGCCACUUAAACAUCUAGCUGUCGCAAACACCAAAGCACAGGCUCCAGAAGAGCAAGAGGAGACUGAGAUUCCGUCUCAACCUUCUAAGCGAAAACGGAACGGCUCUCGGAGUCGAACCUCCUGUUCAAGCGGGAAGAGCAGAUCUCAAUAUGUCAGUGACGAGUGUAAGAACCGAGACGCUCACAGAUGCGUCGUCACCAAACUCGCAGGACCGAUAGACGCUGCACAUAUCGUUCCUUUCUCUCUGAAUAGAGAGGACCGGCGAGCGAGGUUUUUCAGCUUGCUCAAAACUUUAUGGUCCCAACGCAUCGAAAAAUGGAAAAGUCUCCUUGAGAACGGCACUGAGUUUGUUGAAAAUAUGAUCUCUUUUACUCCCACCAUCCAUCGGUACCACUCAGCGGGGCUGUUUGGUCUUCAGCCCAUCGAAGCCUCUUUGGACGGUAAAUCACUGAAACUCAAGUUUUACUGGCUUCCGCAACGUGAAACCCCCAGCGAUACUAUGACCGAUAUCACAGAUAUCCCAACCCUUCCCGAUGAUGUCGAGUUGGAAGAUAUCAAAAUCUGCAAUGGCAAGGAUGGGCACCUCAUCAAGUCAGGCGAAGUCAUAGAGCUGACAACAUUGGACCCUGAAAAACGACCGCUGCCAAAUUGGGAUCUACUGGAAAUGCAAUGGGUACUGCAACGUAUGACGGCCCUGAGGGGAGCCGCAGACUUACCUGACACAGUCCUCGAUGAGUCUGACGAUCUCGCGAGCUUCGGGUACUCUGAGAUGGAGGCAGACAAGAUUUUCGAUGAAGGACUGGGUGGGUGGUGCAAGCAGGGCGUUGAUGAGGAGGCCAUUGAGGAGGACUGCUGGUCUGGCAGGGUCAACAACUGGAUUGACACGCAGCAGAUCCAGCCACAGAUUAUUUGA